Messenger RNA from Solanum lycopersicum (tomato), 1707 nucleotides. It is a transcript of the gene TPS14, whose product is annotated as terpene synthase. Gene Ontology annotation, biological process: diterpenoid biosynthetic process. Lineage: Eukaryota; Viridiplantae; Streptophyta; Magnoliopsida; Solanales; Solanaceae. Gene Ontology annotation, molecular function: terpene synthase activity; magnesium ion binding. The record is from RefSeq and is marked provisional.
AUGGCAACAAAUCUCACAUUAGAGACAGAUAAAGAAAUUAAAAAUAUGAAUCAAUUAUCAAUGAUUGAUACUACUAUUACACGUCCAUUGGCAAAUUAUCACUCAAGUGUAUGGAAAAACUAUUUUCUCUCCUACACUCCUCAACUCACAGAAAUUAGUAGCCAAGAAAAACUUGAACUUGAAGAGUUGAAAGAAAAAGUAAGGCAAAUGUUAGUGGAAACUUCUGAUAAAAGUACACAAAAACUUGUCUUGAUUGACACAAUUCAACGAUUGGGAGUGGCAUAUCAUUUCGAUAAUGAGAUCAAAAUAUCUAUUCAGAAUAUUUUUGAUGAGUUUGAGCAGAAUAAAAAUGAAGAUGAUAACGAUCUUUACAUUGUUGCUCUUCGUUUUCGACUAGUGAGAGGACAAAGGCAUUACAUGUCUUCUGAUGUGUUCAAAAAGUUCACAAACGAUGAUGGAAAAUUCAAGGAAACUCUUACUAAAGAUGUUCAAGGCUUAUUAAAUCUAUAUGAAGCAACACAUCUAAGAGUACACGGAGAACAAAUUCUUGAAGAAGCUCUAUCUUUUACCGUUACUCAUCUCAAGUCCAUGAGCCCUAAAUUGGACAGUUCACUCAAGGCCCAAGUUAGUGAAGCCUUGAUCCAGCCCAUUUACACAAAUGUACCAAGAGUGGUAGCUCCUAAAUACAUACGUAUUUACGAGAACAUUGAAUCACACGAUGAUUUACUUUUGAAAUUUGUAAAGUUGGAUUUCCACAUUUUGCAAAAGAUGCACCAAAGAGAGCUUAGUGAACUUACAAGGUGGUGGAAAGAUCUAGAUCAUUCAAACAAAUAUCCAUAUGCAAGAGACAAACUAGUGGAAUGUUAUUUUUGGGCAACAGGGGUGUAUUUUGGGCCACAAUACAAACGUGCAAGAAGAAUGAUAACAAAAUUAAUCGUUAUCAUUACAAUUACUGAUGAUCUAUAUGAUGCUUAUGCAACUUAUGACGAACUUGUGCCCUACACUAAUGCAGUCGAAAGAUGUGAAAUUAGUGCUAUGGAUUCGAUAUCGCCCUAUAUGAGACCUCUUUAUCAAGUAUUUUUAGAUUAUUUUGACGAAAUGGAAGAAGAAUUGACCAAAGAUGGUAAAGCACACUAUGUCUACUAUGCAAAAGUUGAGAUGAAUAAGUUGAUCAAAAGCUAUCUUAAGGAAGCAGAAUGGUUGAAAAAUGACAUUAUACCAAAAUGUGAGGAAUAUAAGAGAAAUGCUACUAUAACGGUAGCCAAUCAAAUGAUUUUGAUUACUUGUUUGAUUGUUGCGGGCGAAUUUAUAUCCAAGGAGACUUUUGAAUGGAUGAUAAAUGAGUCUUUGAUCGCUCCAGCUUCAUCACUAAUCAAUCGACUAAAAGACGAUAUUAUUGGACAUGAACACGAACAACAAAGAGAGCAUGGAGCUUCAUUCGUUGAAUGUUACGUGAAAGAAUAUAGAGCUUCAAAACAAGAGGCAUAUGUUGAGGCUCGUAGGCAAAUAGCAAAUGCAUGGAAAGAUAUAAACACAGAUUAUUUACAUGCUACUCAAGUACCAACGUUUGUACUACAACCUGCAUUGAAUCUUUCACGUCUCGUAGAUAUUCUCCAAGAGGAUGAUUUUACAGAUUCACAAAACUUCCUUAAAGACACAAUCAAAUUGUUGUUUGUUGACUCUGUCAAUAGUACAUCAUGUGGAUAA